Molecule: messenger RNA, 4062 nt
Organism: Anopheles cruzii
Lineage: Eukaryota; Metazoa; Arthropoda; Insecta; Diptera; Culicidae
Exons: 4
Coding region: 200-3898 (1232 amino acids)
Biological process (GO): proteolysis
Cellular component (GO): membrane; extracellular region
Molecular function (GO): protein binding; chitin binding; serine-type endopeptidase activity
Source: RefSeq, a predicted model, not a curated record
AAGCCAACCUACGGGCACUUGGUGCCAUUACAAGAAUCGCUGGGAAGGUGUAUUUGUGGCGCCAGAAAAGUGAUCAAACGAGCGUUUCGGACGCCGUUUUGGGUGGUCUUAUUUGACGAACGUAACAACAGUGAGCCACCGAAAAAUAGUGAACGAAGAAAGUUUCUUACGGAGGAUCGGGAAGAAUCGGUUGAUCAAAAUGCGGCAACGCAUUUGCCAGCGUCCGCGAACAGUGGUGAUCGUAGUGAUCGUGCUUCUCGGAGCCUGCAGCACUAUGGUGCAGAGCAUCUACGAUCCGCGCGCUUCCCCGAAUCGCGCGCAGUUCCUCGUGAUGCCCGAGAUGCACGGUGCCUACAGUCAAGUGCACCACCAUAAGGCACACGAUCCCGUCCCCCUUUACGUUCCCGCAAGUCACUAUCAGUACGCGCAGCCUCAGACGCAGCCGCAGAGCCUUUUACAGCCGUCCCAGAUUCAGCACGGUCCGUCGGCACCGCUCUACCAACCGGGGGUUCCUCUAGCAGCGUUUCCGACAUACGCCCAGGGAUCGCAACCGUACCAAGCGUCACCGGUGGCUACGGGUCCGGUUGCCCCACGAGCCAACUUUGCCGAAGAUGGUCCGGAAAAACGAUUGAUUGGAGAAACGACCGUCCGCAAACCCGUACACAGCCUGUUGAAGGACUUCAAUGGACGCGAGUGUCCGGCGGAUCUGACUGGCCACUUCGUGUACGUCAUGGACUGUCGGCAGUUUCUGAACUGCUGGAAGGGGCGCGGAACCAUCCAGAACUGUGCCCCCGGAACGCUGUUCAAUCCGGACACGCGUCAGUGUGACCAUCCGUCGAAGGUGAACUGUCUUCCGGUGCCUUCGUUGAACAGCAUCGGCGAGCAGGAUCGUCAGCAUCCGGCGCGUACCCCACCGUCCAAUCCGAAGCUAGCGGCCUAUGUCGAUCCAAAUCAAGCAGCGAACAUCGGCCAGCAGCAAGCCGCCCUAGAAUGUCCCCGCGGUGUGGUUGGCUUGCGACCACAUCCGACCGACUGCCGAAAGUUUCUGCAAUGCAACGAUGGCGCACGUUUCGUGCAGGACUGUGCUCCCGGAACGGCAUUCAAUCCUCUGAUGCUGAUUUGUGAUUACAUCCACAACGUCGACUGCGAUAAGCGCGAUAAUAUCGUCAUCGAUUACAACCAACGCCCUUUGGUGUCGGUACCGCUGGCACCGUAUCCUACUCCGGCGCGCAAUCGUCCUCCGCAGCAAGUACCCGCCGCUUCGAACGUGGCGCCCGCCGUCAGUCGUCCGCAAGUGGUGAAUCCUGUAGCGCCACAGGAAGCCAUUCACCCGGAUGUGGAAGAAAUUGACGUUCCGACGGCACCUAGCCCGUCGGUUGACGAACAAGAUGCAGAUUACGGGUUCGACUUUGAUCUACGGUCUAACUUCGAUGACUCGGAAGAGGAUCACCGCCAGCCGAAAGCUUCGCGCACCGACACGCAAACGGCACCGAAACAACCCGAUCCAGUGUAUCCGGUAUACGUACGUCCUCCCACUAAAAUCCCUCAUGCACUACACCGGCAACCGCCGUUAGCUAGCAGCACUACGCCUCGGACUGGUUCUGCGCAGGCCGCGGUAGGCAGCGAGAACAUUAACAUCCAGCAACACCUCGAAGCGCUGAAGCUAAUGUUGACCCCGUAUCAGAAGGAACAUCAGCAGAAGGUGGCACUAAACGUGACCAAACUGAGCACGAUGAUGACGACCACGACGACGGAAGCCCCACCGGUCGUGCAGGUUGUGGGGCUCCCGGUUACCGACCAAACGCCGCCCAAGAACCAAUCCCCUUCUGCCAAUUACUUUGCCGUACCACCGACACCGAGUGAAGUGAACGAUCUUUUGUAUGGUUCUUCGCAAACUGUCCCACUGGCAGCGUGGCCGCUGCCACCACCGUACAUCACUGACCAGCCCACUACGCCGGAAUCGGUUGUCUCUCCGAUCCAACGUCGACCUACUUCCAGCACGACAAUGAAGCCACAACCGACGAUCCGCAGUAGGUUUGGGGACAACCGUCCAAAUCCGUGGCGGCCCAUGAUUAUGCCACACGCAACCACGACAACCACCACGACGACGACAACGCCACGCGAUCCUUGCUACGGAAAGUUUGACUGUGGCAACGGGAUCUGCGUCGAGGAAGCUGAGGUUUGCGAUGGACGCGAUACGUGCGGUAACCGGGCCGACGAGACGGUGUGCGAUCACAUUGGCUAUGAGCUGAAAUUAUCCAAAAAGAUGCAGGGAAGCGUCGAGGUGCGCGUCUACGAUCGUUGGGGUUAUGUCUGUGACGACAGUUUCGACAUCUCGGCGGCCAAUGUCGUGUGCCGCGAGAUGGGUUACGCCGGUGGUGCCAUCGAGGUAAAACCCCAUUCGUACUUUCCACCGAAUGCCACCUAUGGCGGUGAACCCUUCUUCAUGAUGGACGGUGUCCGUUGCCAGGGCAACGAAAGCAGUCUGCGGGAGUGCGAGUUCGCCGGAUGGGGCAUUAGCAACUGCAAUGCGGAAGAAGUGGUCGGUGUUGUGUGCCGGACGCCGGUGAUGGCCUGCCCGGCGGACUACUGGUUGUGCAAAACAUCGGAGGAAUGCAUUCCGGUGGGCUUCCAGUGCGACAAUGUAAACGAUUGUGCCGAUGGUUCCGAUGAGGCACCGGAAUACUGCAAAGCUCCACUGAAGAUGCGGCUGAUGGGAGGGCCAAACGAUCGAGAGGGUCGCGUUGAAAUUAAUUACCACGGAACGUGGGGAACGGUUUGUGAUGAUGAUUUUGGGGUGCACGAGGCACGCGUCAUCUGCCGGCAGCUUGGGUUCAACGGAACGGCUGAGGUGCGCAAAAGCGUGUACCCACCGGGAAUUGGUCAAAUCUGGCUAGAUCAGGUGGCUUGCAACGGAACGGAAAAAUCGAUCGAUGACUGUGUUCACUUUGAGUGGGGCGGGCACAACUGUGACCACACGGAGGAUGUUGGUGUCCGGUGUGGUGUGUACGUUCCGACGAAGGCCCGUUCGGCUCGACUGCGCAACACGCGACCCAAUCCGCGGUUCGAUUUUGAGGAACGAUCGCGCAAAAUCCAUCCCGAUGCCUGCGGCCAGGUGAUGGUUGAUCCGGCGUUACGAAAACCAACGUACGGUGAACGAGUGGUCCAUGGUUCGCAGACGGUUUACGGGCAUCAUCCGUGGCAAGCUUCGCUACGUGUGAAAACAUUUCACUGGUGCGGAGCGGUCCUGAUCACUCGGUAUCACGUCCUAACGGCGGCUCACUGUCUCGCCUGGUACUCGAAGAACGCGUACCGUGUGCGGAUCGGAGACUACCACACGGCGGCUCACGAUUCGGCCGAAAAAGACAUCUUCAUCGAGAAUACGUACAUACACGAGGAGUUCCGCAACGGCGGACACCACAUGAGCAACGACAUUGCGGUCGUUGUGUUGAAAACACCCGUUAGGUUCAACGAAUACGUGCAACCGAUCUGCUUGCCACCGCAGGAUGCGCCUUAUCAACCGGGCCUGAACUGUACCAUCUCCGGUUGGGGUGCUACCGUGGCCGGAUCGAAAGAUUCAUCGUAUGAUUUGCGCGCUGGCACAGUGCCCUUGCUUCCGCAUGAGGUUUGCCGCCGGCCAGAAGUGUACGGUGAUGCGCUGAUCGAUGGAAUGUUCUGCGCCGGCACGCUCGAGUCCGGUGUAGACGCGUGCGACGGUGACUCUGGUGGACCGCUGGUGUGUCCGAACGACAAUGGACUCUACACACUGACCGGUAUCGUGUCGUGGGGCAAACACUGCGGCUUCGCGAACAAACCGGGCGUGUACCUGAAUGUGGCCUUUUACCGCGACUGGAUCGAGGAGAAGCUCAAACAGUCGCUCCACCAGCAUGGAGUUUAGGAAAACCGGAGACCGGAAGCGUAGCGACGGAUAGCUACCAAAGACCAGCCUUUGCGGUUCCUUUGUACUCUGUACCUUAAAUGUUUGACGUGGCAUUUUACUCCCAACAUGUCUCUUAUUUUUGUAGUAAGGCCUAGAAUAAAGCAGUAGUGAAGAACUCUUAA